AUGGCCAAGGCGCAGGAAACGACGAACUUCGCGUUCAGACCACCUUCCUCCAUGUUGAUCGGACCGUCGGAUUGUCACUCACUACCCAUGGCAAGCGGCGCCUUCCGAUGGAUCAAGCUCACGGUCGAUAUCGAAGAUGUUGCGCUGGACGCGGGGCUUUAA
Molecule: messenger RNA, 162 nt
Organism: Laetiporus sulphureus 93-53
Lineage: Eukaryota; Fungi; Basidiomycota; Agaricomycetes; Polyporales; Laetiporaceae
Exons: 2
Coding region: 1-162 (53 amino acids)
Source: RefSeq, a predicted model, not a curated record